AUCCAAGGCCGCGAUAGCAAAAGCCUUCCCACUCCCUUCCCUUCCAUCCCAGACGCCCAUAGCCCCGACGGCCGCCGGCCGGCAAGAAGGCGUCGUCCGCACCGUCGCCCAUGGGGCCCCAGCAGGACCGGUCGGCGUCCAAGGCGCUCGCCAACGGCACGGCGGUGGCGCCCGAGAGGAAGGACGGCAAGGUGGUGCACUACAAGGAGUGCCAGCGCAACCACGCCGCCGGCAUCGGCGGGUACGCCGUGGACGGCUGCCGCGAGUUCAUGGCGUCCGCCCCCGCGGGCGCCGAGGCGCUCCUCUGCGCGGCGUGCGGCUGCCACCGCAGCUUCCACAAGCGCGAGGUGGAGGCCGUCGACUGCGACUGCUCCUCCGACACCUCCGGCCGGUGAUCGCCGCCGCCCGUCGCUGCCCAAGCCUGCUGUUCUCUUGCUGGCUCGUCCGGGUAGACCGGCAUCGGCAGGUAAGGCGUGGUGGACGUUGAGAUGACUCCAUUCGAUCUCGAUCGAUCUAUCAAUCAAAUACAUAUAUAUGGCCCGGUUAAUUUAUCUUCUUCCUCCUCCUCUUCCUGGUAUUGGGAUUAAUUUGGUGCUCGAUUGUGUGUGAUGUAAUUAACAUAUCCGUACGUGUAGCAUAUGCGUGUUGAUGAGAAUCCAAACUGGUGCGUGUGUAGAUCGAUCGGUGAGAUGAACAUGUUGUAAUUUGUACAGAUUUGUGCUUCUUGUUUGGAACCAGCGGUUAAUAAGAUAUGCCUCUGAAUUAUGGAUUGA
This is a messenger RNA of Triticum aestivum (bread wheat), 773 nucleotides long. RefSeq names its product mini zinc finger protein 1. The transcript has a single exon. The record is from RefSeq and is a predicted model, not a curated record. The coding region runs from base 111 to 395 and encodes 94 amino acids. Gene Ontology annotation, cellular component: nucleus. Gene Ontology annotation, molecular function: transcription cis-regulatory region binding; DNA-binding transcription factor activity. NCBI's taxonomy places the organism in Eukaryota, Viridiplantae, Streptophyta, Magnoliopsida, Poales, Poaceae. Gene Ontology annotation, biological process: regulation of developmental process; regulation of DNA-templated transcription.